Messenger RNA from Staurois parvus, 601 nucleotides. Lineage: Eukaryota; Metazoa; Chordata; Amphibia; Anura; Ranidae. The record is from the annotation of a GenBank genome assembly.
UCCUCCCAAUCAUGUGAUUCAGGUGUUCCAAUCUCCAUAUCAUGUGAUUCAGGUGUUACAAUCCCCUCCAAUCAUGUGAUUCAGGUGUUCCAAUCCCCUCACCAAUCAUGUGAUUCAGGUGUUCCAAUCCCCUCCCAAUCAUGGGAUUCAGGUGUCCAAAUCCCCUCCCAAUCAUGUGCUAUCAGAUGUUCCAAUCCCCUCCAAUCAAUUGAUUCAUCUGUUCCAAUCCCCUCCAAUCAUGUGAUUCAGGUGUCCCAAUCCCCUCCCAAUCAUGUGAUUCAGUGUCCAAUCCCCUCCCAAUCACGUGAUUCAGAUGUUCCAAUCCCCUUCCCGAUCAUGUGAUUCAGGUGUUCCAAUCCCCCUUCCAAUCAUUGAUUCAGGUGUUCCAACCACUAUCCAGCAAUCAUGUGUGAUUCAGGUGUCCCAAUCCCCUCGACCAAUCAUGUGAUUCAGGUGUUCCAAUCCCCUCCCAAUCAUGUGAUUUCAGUGUUCCAAUCCCCUCCAUCAAUGUGAUCAGGUGUCCCAAUCCCCUCCCAAUCAUGUGAUUCAGUGUUCCAAUCCCCUCCAUAUCAUGUGAUUCAGGUAGUUUCCAAUCCCCUCC